GUGGUGGGUUCCUGAGACAGCUUAGUCUGAGAGGAUGUCUUGGUGUUGGAGACUCCUCUUUAAAGACCUUUGCACAGAACUGCAGAAACAUUGAACACUUAAAUCUGAAUGGGUGCACAAAGAUCACUGACAGUGUGUCUGCUGUUUUGCAGCACGUGUUACAGUCUUAGCAGAUUCUGUUCCAAGCUGAAACAUCUGGAUCUGACAUCUUGUGUAGCCAUCACAAACAGUUCUUUAAAAGGCUUAAGUGAGGGUUGCAGAAAUCUGGAACAUUUGAAUCUUUCCUGGUGUGAUCAGAUUACGAAGGAUGGUAUUGAAGCACUGGUGAAAGGGUGUAGUGGACUAAAAGCUCUAUUUCUUAGAGGUUGCACACAGUUAGAAGAUGAAGCAUUGAAACAUAUUCAAAAUCACUGUCAUGAGCUUGUAAUCCUGAAUUUGCAAUCAUGUACACAAAUUUCAGAUGAAGGCAUUGUGAAAAUCUGUAGAGGAUGCCAUAGACUGCAGUCACUCUGUGUUUCAGGCUGCAGCAACCUGACAGAUGCUUCUCUCACAGCACUUGGUCUAAACUGCCCAAGGCUGAAGAUUUUGGAAGCYGCAAGAUGUUCACAUCUUACAGAUGCUGGGUUUACCCUCCUAGCACGGAAUUGUCAUGAGCUGGAGAAGAUGGACUUGGAAGAGUGUGUUUUGAUAACUGACAGCACAUUGAUACAACUUUCCAUACACUGUCCUAAGCUACAAGCAUUGAGCUUGUCUCACUGUGAACUGAUCACUGAUGAUGGGAUUCUUCACCUGAGCAACAGYACGUGUGGGCACGAGAGGCUGCAGGUGCUGGAGCUGGAUAACUGUCUCCUCAUCACAGACGUGACUCUGGAACACCUGGAGAACUGCCACAACUUGGAGAGAAUUGAGCUGUAUGACUGUCAGCAAGUCACACGAGCUGGAAUCAAACGGAUCAGAGCUCAUCUACCUCACGUGAAAGUUCAUGCUUACUUUGCUCCAGUAACUCCCCCACCGUCGGUCGGAGGGAGUGGACAGCGCCUCUGCAGAUGCUGUAUUAUCCUUUGACAGU
This is a messenger RNA of Malurus melanocephalus (red-backed fairy wren), 1069 nucleotides long. It is a transcript of the gene FBXL2, whose product is annotated as F-box and leucine rich repeat protein 2. Gene Ontology annotation, molecular function: protein binding. Gene Ontology annotation, cellular component: SCF ubiquitin ligase complex. The record is from RefSeq and is a predicted model, not a curated record. Bases 109 to 1065 code for a protein of 318 amino acids. The transcript is spliced from 11 exons. NCBI's taxonomy places the organism in Eukaryota, Metazoa, Chordata, Aves, Passeriformes, Maluridae. Gene Ontology annotation, biological process: SCF-dependent proteasomal ubiquitin-dependent protein catabolic process.